Molecule: messenger RNA, 1996 nt
Organism: Camellia sinensis
Lineage: Eukaryota; Viridiplantae; Streptophyta; Magnoliopsida; Ericales; Theaceae
Product: ARM repeat superfamily protein
Biological process (GO): proteasome assembly
Cellular component (GO): cytosol
Source: RefSeq, a predicted model, not a curated record
AUUGCUGGUUUUAGUAGUCAGGUUAUUGCACGCCUCUCUCCAUUCCUCUCUUUUCCUCUCCAUCGUCUUCUUUGUGUAGGUAGGUAGGCCCAUGGAAGAGGAAUACUCAGUUAGCGAUCCUACUCUGCUACUCAUCUCAGCUUCCGAUUUCGCAUUUCAUCCCGGUUUUCAAUCUGACUCUUCUACAAAGGAAUUCCUUGAUCGCUUCCCCCUUCCAGUCAUCAUCAAUGCUUUACAAACGAAAGGGGAUGUGCCUGGUCUUGAGAAUGCUUUGGUUGCUUGUCUGGAGAGGAUAUUUAAGACAAAAUAUGGGGCCUCCCUCAUUCCACAGUACAUGCCUUUUAUAGUAGUUGGUCUGGGGGCAGAUUCUCAAAAAGUCAGAUGUGUCGCUUGUAAAACAGUUUCUUGCCUUUUGGAGAAUUCUGAUGAAACCACCGUUUCUGCUGCACGGCUAGUUAUUGAGUAUGAUGUGUAUCCACUUUUGCUUAAGUGCCUAACUGAUGGCGAUGAACAAGUUGCCGCUGCAGCAAUGGAUGCAAUUAGGAAUUUUGCUGGCUCUGCAGAAGGAAUGGACAUCAUCUUUCCAGCUAAUACCAAUGAAGCUACUCACCUCAGAAAUGUAGCAGCAGGAUGCUCAUCACUGGGACGGGUUCGGGUUUUAGCUUUAAUUGUGAAGCUAUUCUCUAUUUCCAGCUCUGUAGCCACUGUAGUUUACAACUCAAAUCUUCUUAGUCCAUUAGAGGCAGAGAUAAGCAAUGUGAAUGACACACUCGCAGCUUUGAGUGUUUUGGAGCUCUUUUAUGAGUUGGCAGAAAUUCAGCAUAGUACGGAGUUCUUGUCAAGGACUACCCUUCUUCAACUACUUAGUACCAUGAUAAGCAAUGCAUCAAUUGGAUCAAUCUUGAGAGCAAGAGCAAUGAUGAUAAUUGGAAGGCUUAUGUCCAAGGAGAAUGUUUUUAUGUUUAUUGAUGAAUCUGGUGCUAAAACUGUUAUUUCAGCCAUUGAUGGAAGGCUCGGGUUGUUGGAAAGUCAAGAUGCAGAUGAAUGUGAGUGCGCACUUGAAGCAUUGGGUCAAAUAGGGAUGACAAUCCAAGGAGCAACAUUGCUACUCUCAAAUUCACCCCCAGCUGCUCGACACGUUGUUGAUGCUGCCUUUGACCGGCAUGGGCAUGGUAAACAGUUGGCUGCAUUGCAUGCUCUUGGAAAUAUCGCAGGAGAAACUCGAUCAGAAAGCAACAGGAUGUUGAAUGUUGAUGGGGAAGAAAAUCUUCGAGUCUUGAUUUAUGAAACGGCAUCUAAAUCUUCAAAGCUUACACCAUCUGGGCUUUUUCUCUCAGUUCUUCAACAGGACUCGGAAAUUCGUCUUGCGGGUUAUAGAUUGAUAGCAGGGUUGACGGCUCGGCCAUGGUGCCUGAUGGAGAUAUGUUCGAGACAAGAGAUAAUAAAUAUAGUGACUGAUGCAUUUACUGAAACCACUAAGAUAGGCAUGGAAGCUAGGCAUAAUUGUUGCCAGGCAAUCCGCAAGGCCCUCAUGUCAUCACCUAAACUAGCAAGUGACCCUAAUCUUGCUGGAAUUGCUGCUAAGUUGGAAGAAGCCGUUAGAAGGGGUCCUUACCUCGCAAGAAAGCAUUCUGAGGCACAACCUGCAGUAAUGACAGCUGAGAGAUUUUGAUUUGGUCUUGGACUUAUCAAGAGGCUUUCUUUUUCUCGAGCUUCUGCUGUUUAUUAUGUAAAUUCCUUCUGAUCAAAGUUUAUCUGGUUGCCAAGUUGAUGUAUCUAUGAAAAGUCAUUUCACUCCAAGCUUGAUAUGAAACAAAAGCUUAAGCCUUAACAAAUAUUUGAGAGACAAUUCAUGAAUGCUUACUUGGUGGUUGCAUAUAGCUUCUAAAUCUACUAGAAUAUGUGAAAAAUUAUCAACUAGCUUGUGUUAAGUUGAUCUAUAAGGAUGCUUUAUGACCAGAUUUUUUAUUGCAAAAUUUUGAUUUCUUCUGAUUUU